Molecule: messenger RNA, 1715 nt
Organism: Coccidioides posadasii C735 delta SOWgp
Lineage: Eukaryota; Fungi; Ascomycota; Eurotiomycetes; Onygenales; Onygenaceae
Gene: ADE2
Product: phosphoribosylaminoimidazole carboxylase ade2
Biological process (GO): 'de novo' IMP biosynthetic process
Molecular function (GO): phosphoribosylaminoimidazole carboxylase activity; ATP binding; metal ion binding
Source: RefSeq, a predicted model, not a curated record
GUUAUAUAAGAAAAAUGGCGUGCUCAAAACGAGUGGGCGUUCUUGGGGGUGGCCAGCUGGGGAGAAUGUUGAUGGAGUCGGCCAAUCGACUCAACAUCCAAAUGAAUAUUUUAGACGCGGACAAAGCCCCCGCGAAGCAAAUCAGUGCUCAUGAUGAUCACGUAACUGGCUCUUUUAUGAACUGCGAAUCUGUACGCAGACUCGCGGCGAAUAGCGAUGUCUUGACAGCCGAAAUCGAGCAUGUUGAUACGCAUGCUCUGGAGGAGGUUGAGUCCUUGGUUGAUGUGCAGCCCAGCUGGAAGAGCAUCAGAAUUAUUCAGGAUAAAUUUUCGCAGAAGCAGCACUUGGCGAAGUUUGGAAUUCCGCAGGCGGAGUAUCGUGAGCUGAAGGACGGUACAGCUGAGGAACUGAGUGCGAUUGGACAGGAGCUUGGGUUUCCUUUGAUGUUGAAGUCGAAGACUGGGGCGUACGAUGGUAGAGGCAAUUAUGCGGUAAAGACCGAAGAAGACAUACCGGCGGCGCUGGAAGCGCUAAAGGGCCGACCUCUUUAUGCAGAGAAAUGGGCGAAAUUCGUAAUGGAAUUGGCAGUUAUGGUAGUCAAAACCAAGGACAGCGUCUUGUCCUAUCCUACUGUUGAGACGGUCCAAGAGAACUCGAUAUGCAAACUAGUCUAUGCUCCUGCAAGAAAUGUUUCAGACGAGAUCAACAAAAAGGCACAGAAGCUGGCCAGAGAUGCAGUCGCUGCCUUUGAUGGCAAGGGAGUCUUUGGAGUCGAAAUGUUUCUCCUAGAAGAUAACUCUAUCCUGCUCUGCGAGCUUGCCAGCCGCAUCCACAAUUCUGGACAUUACACUAUCGAAGCAUGCCCACUGUCACAAUUUGAUACCCAUUUGCGCGCCAUUUUAGAUCUUCCGAUCCCCCCUAAAAGUCUCCAACUGCGUCAACCUGCAAUUAUGUUGAAUAUCUUAGGUGGAUCUACGCCAGAUGCUCACCUUGAGGAUGCUGAGUACGCAUUGUCUAUCCCAAAUGCAAGCGUCCACCUGUAUGGAAAGGGCGCAGGCAGGCUCGGACGCAAAAUGGGGCAUGUCACAGUUACCGCUCCUACAAUGCGUGAAGCCGAGGAGUUGAUGCAGCCUCUUAUUGAUCGGACAGGUGGCAUGGGAGUUGAGGCCAAGGUUGCAAGCAAUCCUCAGCCAACAAUCGGAGUUGUAAUGGGUUCAGAUAGCGAUUUAAAUACCCUGGUUCCUGGUCUGAGACUCCUGGAAGAAUAUUUCGGCGUCAAGCCAGAGGUAGAUGUAACUUCUGCCCACCGGACUCCUGAUUAUAUGGCCGAGUACGCUUCUACAGCGGCAUCGCGCGGUAUCAAGGUCAUAAUCGCUGCUGCCGGUGGAGCUGCACAUCUGCCUGGAAUGGCGGCGGCACAUACGUCGCUUCCAGUUAUUGGCGUGCCAGUGAAAGGAAGCGCCCUUGAUGGGGUUGAUAGUCUAUACAGUAUUGUGCAAAUGCCUCGAGGUGUCCCGGUUGCAACUGUGGGAAUCAACAACAGUGUGAAUGCGGCCUUGCUGGCUGUUCGCAUACUAGGAUGUUACGAUGAAACCUUACAACAGAAGGUGGCAGAAUACGCAAAAGCCGCAAAAGAUGAGAAUCUGGACGUAAAAGGAGUUAAGAUGCGGGAAAUAGGAUGGGAAAAGUACUUUGAGCAAAUGCAAACAAAAUAA